GCCUCUUGCGAGGUUUGCGUGGGCGAUGUUGAGCAGCACCCAGCUUUCGCAGAAGACCGUGGACUUGGAGGAGAUGCGGUCCGGAGGUCUGGGCCGCUGCACGAAGUUUUUUUGGCUGGGCGUCGCCUUCGACGCUGUGGGUGUGGCAGUGCUGUUCACGGGCGUCUUCGCCGACCUGCUGUUCUACGACAUGCUGCUCUAUCUGGGUUCCAUCAUCAUCUUCGUUAGUCUCCUGUGGUGGAUCUCCUGGUACACCGGCAACAUCGAGGCGCUCCCGGAAGAGCCCUUCCGGAGGACUUUGACUCGCAGGAGCGAGGUCAGCGAGCAACGCAGCGGCAGCCGUCGCUUCUCCCUGACCCUCAGGAACGUCUCCAACACCUUCCUGCGGAUCCGCCGGCGGCGGCGGCGGCGACUCCUCCCGAGGGCCCUCCUGAGGGUCAGCAGCCUAAGCUCGACCGACCCGGGACAGCUGGAAAGGAACAGCGACGCCAGGAGGGGAGAUGGGAGAACUUCGUUCCAUCCGGAGAAGCCGAGGUCCGUUCUGAGCAAACUAGAGCUUUGCGCAGUCCAGGCCUCUAGGAGUUUCCCUCUGGUCCCUUUGCACCCACCUCUCUCCAUUUCUACUUCUAGGAGCCAGCCUGUCUUUUCGGUGACCUCUCAGUGCUACCCUCCGGCGUCGGAAGCCUCUGAAAGCUCUUCCCGGAUGGCUUUAUCCUCUGAAAGCCAUGUGCCUGUGGAUUCUCCCUCUCAGGAGCACUCAAAGAUCAGUGUGGCCUCUGAAAUCUACCCUCUGGAAAGGGAAGAUAGCCAGAGUCACCUCUUGGUGCUCGUGCCCUCGGACAAUUUACCUACGGAACCUGUGACAUCUCAGGGCCAAAUCCAGUCCUCUGUGUCCUCUGAAAGCCAAGUACCUGUGGACUCUCCCUCUCAGGAGCACUCAAAGAUCAGUGUGACCUCUGAAAUCUACCCUCUGGAAAGGGAAGAUAGCCAGAGUCACCUCUUUGUCCUCGUGCCCUCGGACAAUUUACCUAUGGAACCUGUGACAUCUCAGGGCCAAAUCCAGGCCUCUGGAAGCCAUGUGCCUGUGGACUCUCCCUCUGAAAUCUACCCUUUGGAAAGGGAAGAUAGCCAGUCCUCUGUGUCCUCUGAAAGCCAUGUACCUGUAGACUCUCCCUCUCAGGGACGUUCAAAGAUCUGUGUGGCUACUCAAAUCUACCCUCUGGAAAGGGAAGAUAGCCAGACAUCUCAGAGCCAAAUCCAGGACACUGCAGCCCAACGAAACCGUCUCCAGAAAAUUCACCCUGCUUCUUAA
Molecule: messenger RNA, 1312 nt
Organism: Acomys russatus (golden spiny mouse)
Lineage: Eukaryota; Metazoa; Chordata; Mammalia; Rodentia; Muridae
Exons: 2
Coding region: 26-1312 (428 amino acids)
Source: RefSeq, a predicted model, not a curated record